Arachis stenosperma is the source of this 3033-nucleotide messenger RNA. RefSeq lists its product as uncharacterized. NCBI's taxonomy places the organism in Eukaryota, Viridiplantae, Streptophyta, Magnoliopsida, Fabales, Fabaceae. Gene Ontology annotation, molecular function: DNA helicase activity. The transcript has 7 exons. Gene Ontology annotation, biological process: DNA repair; telomere maintenance. The record is from RefSeq and is a predicted model, not a curated record. Bases 1 to 3033 code for a protein of 1010 amino acids.
AUGUACAGUGCUCCCUCUUGCGAUGAAGUUGCUGCUUUGAUUGUUGGAGAUUUUGAUUCGUCUGACCAUGGUCGUGACAUUAUUAUUCGAUCUACUGGUGGUCGGUUGCAACGUAUAUAUGAAACUCAUGCUCUGUAUUGGCCCUUACAGUAUCCUCUGUUGUUUCCAUAUGGCGAGGAUGGUUAUCAUCUGAACAUUGGUUAUCGUGGUCAACAGCUCGGAUAUGUUCCUGGAAGGAGAACAAGAGUUUUCCUCAGGGAAUUCAUAUGUUUUCGUCUCCAGAUUAGGGAGCACGAAGAUGGAAUUAUUCACAAGUCUAGGCGGUUGUUUCAACAAUUUUUUGUUGAUUGUUUCACGAUGAUUGAGUCGCAGAGGUUGUAUGAGAUUAGAAUGAAGCAAAGUACAAUUAGAGGAGAAGUCCUUCAAGGAAUAGAGGAGGCUAUGCGUCGUGGCGAUGAUGAGGCUUCUUCAAUUGGGACACGAAUCAUUUUGCCUUCCUCCUUCACUGGUGGUAGACGUUAUAUGUUUAACCGUUGUCAGGAUGCCAUGGCGAUUUGCAAACAUUUUGGGUAUCCAGAUUUGUUCCUCACUAUUACGUGUAAUCCAAAUUGGCCUGAGUUUCAGCGGUUCACGGAGCGGGAGCGAAUUCCGAUCGCUGAUCGUCCUGAUAUCUCUUGUCGUGUCUUUCAUGCCAAGUUGAAGUGCCUCCUUAGUGAUCUCAAGGAAGGUGUGUUUUUUGGUCCACUUAAUGCAGGUAUGUAUACGAUUGAAUUCCAAAAAAGGGGUCUACCGCAUGCACACAUGCUACUGUGGCUUAAUGCGGAAAGCAACUUACAAAGUGUUGAAAUUGUUGAUGAAUUCAUCUGUGCCGAGCUACCCAAUCCCCAGAAAUUUCCAUCUCUUUAUAAUGUUGUCACCAAGUACAUGAUCCAUGGUCCCUGUGGUCCACUUAGACCGAGUUCUCCUUGCAUGAAAGAUGGUAAGUGCUCAAAAUUUUAUCCGAAAAAAUUCGUUGACCAAACGAGCUUUGAUGAAGAUGGCUAUCCAAUAUAUAGACGUCGUAAUAUGGGUGUCACAGUGAAGAUCAAUGAUGUCGAUAUCGACAAUAGAUUUGGUCCGGAUCGGGUGACCGCAACUGUUGGAGAGAUUGUUGGUGAAUCUUCUCAGGUGGUUGAUGAGAUCAAACAGUAUUAUGAUUGUCGUUAUUUGUCACCGUCUGAAUCCAUAUUUGUUGACGAUGUUUACGGUUGGAUGAUGGCCAACAGGCGGUUCUCGGAGGGGCGGUCUCUAACAUAUGUUGAAUAUCCAAGCAAAUUUAGAGGUUGUACUAGCUUUCAAAGUAUAAGAACCGUGAAUGGUGUUACAUAUGAUACAUUUCAAGAGGCAUGUUCCGCCAUUGGAUUCUUGAUAGAUGAUAAAGAGUAUGUUUCUGCUAUUAAGGAAGUCGCCGAGUUAGCGUUGGCUGCGCAGCUAAGGAGGCUUUUAUCUUACUAUGAGUCAAGACGAGUUACAGACGUUUUGUUUGUUGGAGAUGAGAGACUAUUGCAGAGUAAUGGAAAAUCAUUGAGAAAUUAUGCUGAUCUCUUAAAGUUAAAUGAAGAACAGAGGGUGGUCUACGAUAAAUUAUUGACUGUGUUUCGAAUAAGAAGGGUUCUUUUUUGUGUACGGGUUUGGUGGCACUGGAAAAACUUUUUUAUACGAGUUUUGUCAGCUAGAUUGCGAUCUGAGAAAAAGAUUGUUAUCAAUGUUGCUUCUAGUGGUAUUGCUUCUCUAUUGUUACCUGGUGGUAAGACGGCUCAUUCUAUGUUCAAUAUUCCUGUUGAUCUGACUGAAGACACUGUUUGCCGGAUUAAGAAGGACAGUCCAAAAGCUGAGGUAUUUCGGUUGGCCGAUUUGAUUAUUUGGGAUGAGGCACCGAUGACUAACAAAUUAGCAUUUGAAGCGCUUGAUAGGACGUUGCGUGAUAUAAUAGUUUCAGUCUCUGAUAGGAAUAAAGAUUUACCUUUUGGUGGGAAGGUGGUCGUUCUGGGUGGUGAUUUCAGGCAGGUGUUGCCAGUUAUUCCAAAAGGUUCGCGUGCUGAGAUUGUCAUGGCUUCCAUAAAUUCUUCUAUCAUUUGGAAAUAUUGCGAAGUUUUGCGAUUGACAAAAAAUAUGAGGUUAGCAACCGGAUCGGAACAAUCAACUGCUCAGGAGUUAAGGUCGUUUUCAGAUUGGAUACUUCAAAUCGGUGAAGGUCGAUGUGGAGCAGUGGUCAAUGAUAAACUUUUUGUUGAUAUUCCUUCUGAUCUAAUCAUUCCUGUCUUGGAAAAUCCAGUGGAAGAUAUUGUAAAUACAAUCUAUCCGAAUUUGGUUCAGAAUUUUUGUGAUCCAAGUUUUUUCCAAGAUAGGGCAAUACUUGCUCCGACUGUCGAAAAUGUUGAAGAGAUAAACAAUUAUAUAGUUGACUUGUUGCCCGGUGAGGAGAAAAAUUACCUCAGUGCUGAUUCGAUAUGUGGUAGUGAUGCUUAUUCUGAUGUUGAUGUUGAUUGGAUAACUAUUGAAUUCUUGAAUCAGAUUUUGUGUUCUGGUCUACCUAAUCAUUUGUUGAAGUUGAAAAUAGGCGUGCCUAUUAUUUUGUUGAGGAAUAUUGAUCCGGCUGGGGGUUUGUGUAAUGGGACUCGACUUGUCGUGCGAGAUCUAGGGACAAAUGUGAUUGGUGCUGAUAUUGUUUCUGGUAGCAAUGUUGGGGAUAAAGUUUUUAUCACUAGAAUGAAUAUGAUUCCUAGUGAUACGGUUAUACCGUUUAAAUUUCAACGUCAUCAAUUUCCGGUUUAUCUGUCGUUUGCAAUGACAAUCAACAAAAGCCAGGGUCAGACAUUAUCAACAGUCGGUUUGUUCUUGCGUCGUCCUGUGUUUUCUCACGGUCAGCUUUAUGUAGCUCUUUCCCGAGUUAGGAAUAGAAAUGGUCUUAAGAUUUUACUUUGUGAUGAAGGAUUAUUUGAUGCUGCCAGGACUGAAAACGUUGUAUUUAAGGAAGUUUUUGAUAAGAUAUAA